This is a messenger RNA of Rana temporaria (common frog), 2764 nucleotides long. RefSeq names its product ribonuclease inhibitor-like. The transcript is spliced from 6 exons. Gene Ontology annotation, cellular component: cytoplasm. NCBI's taxonomy places the organism in Eukaryota, Metazoa, Chordata, Amphibia, Anura, Ranidae. Bases 546 to 1367 code for a protein of 273 amino acids. Gene Ontology annotation, molecular function: protein binding. The record is from RefSeq and is a predicted model, not a curated record.
CAGCCAAAAUGGUCCGGGGCUGAAGUGCUUUAAUGUGACGUGUCCCCCAUGUGAAUGUAGAAUCCCAGUGUAAAUGUGGAAUAUCCACCAAUAUAGUACUUGUAUCUCUAAUAUAUCCCAGAAGUCUCAGCACUGAAGGCUGUAAAUGUAUAUCCACCCCUCCCCCCUACAUUCUCUAUAAGGGAUCCUAUUCCUGCCACAAUCCGGUGAUCUUCAAUGGGAACUCCUGAUUUGUGGACUUUAGGAAGGUGAUGGAAUAUUGGGGUCACUGGGGUAUCCACUAUCAGAAAUUAUGCUGUUUUAUUUCAUAAACCCCCCCCAGAUCCUUUCCUUUAUCUAUCAAUUUCAGAAGCCCCUGUAUGAGGCACUGUGUGAGGUCCUGCUUAAUAACCGGGUACAUAAGGGGGUGACUGAGCUGUCACAGCGCCCCCUCUUUAUACUGUGUAGACAUAAGUACUACAACAGCUUCACCUUUAUCAUCUUCCCUAAUAAGAAGAUCUUUCCUCUGUAUAACAUUCUGUAUAUCCUGAUAUUCCGCUCUAGUGAUGUUAUGUUACUUUUCACUAAAUGGGAAUAAUUCCUCAUAUUCAUCUUAUAAUAUAAUCUCAUGUGUCUGGAUUUGUCUCUGCAGGUUGUAUGAUUGUGGUGUGACUUCCUCCGCCUGGGAUGAUCUCCAAUCCAUUCUUAUCAAUAAUCGAUCCCUCACCACUCUGGAUUUAUCACGGAAUAAUCUGGAAGACUCUGGAAUAAAACUUCUAUGUGAGGGGCUCGGAGAUCCUGGCUGUACUCUGCAGACACUGAAGUUGUAUGAUUGUGGUGUGACUUCCUCCGGCUGUGAUGAUCUCCGAUCCAUUCUUAUCAAUAAUCGAUCCCUCGCCAGACUGGAAUUAUCAGGGAAUAAUCUGGAAGACUCUGGAAUAAAACUUCUAUGUGAGGGGCUCGGAGAUCCUGGCUGUACUCUGCAGACACUGAAGUUGUAUAAAUGUGGUGUGACUUCCUCCGCCUGUGAUGAUCUCCGAUCCAUUCUUAUCAAUAAUCGAUCCCUCACCACACUGUAUUUAUCACGGAAUAAUCUGGAAGACUCUGGAAUAAAACUUCUAUGUGAGGGGCUCAGAGAUCCUGGCUGUACUCUGCAGAGGCUGUGGAUUGGUGACUGUAAAGGGACAUUGCGGAGCUGUGAUGAUCUUUCCUCCGUUAUCUCCACAAACCGAACUCUGACCUCUCUGGAGAUAAGAUUGGAUGAUGAUGAGAAGAUGUCGGAGUCAGAAGUGGGACGUUGUUGUAAGGUCCUCCGGAAUGUCGGCUUCUCUGUGAGGAGAGACUGGGAUGGAAGAGGCUGGCAAGUAUCUAUAGACAGAAGAAGAUAAGAAGAUGGUGUGUGGGCGCUCCUCCCCCUCUCAGACGGCCAGAGAUUUGUCUGGUGAUUGUGUCCCGGUGUUGGGUCUGCUGGUCCUCUUCCAUGUAUAGAGGAUGUACUCACCGACACCUUUCUCUGCAAUCCUCUAAAGGAAAGUCUUCUACUCUUCAUGGAUAUAAUGGUCGCCUCCCAUUGUGAAUUCCCUCUUCUCCCCUCUGUAGGAUUCCGCACUUUCCAAUAUUAUCAAUACUUACUAUGAUGAUAAUGAGGAUCCGACUCAUAAGGACUCAUUCAUGGCGGGAAAAAUAAAUUUUUUAAAGUUUCUCAUCAAUAAAAGCUGACUGGAACAAUCACUAUUACCGCCACAGAGACCGCAUCUUUCUCUUACUGCUGUCCUAAAACUCUCCAUUCUCCUCUUUAUCCUCCAUAAUCCACUCCAUCCUUCAUAAUCCUCUCCAUCCCCCAUACUACUCUCCAUCCUUCAUACUACUCUCCAUCCCCCAUACUACUCUCCAUCCUUCAUACUACUCUCCGUCCUUCAUACUACUCGCUCCUCUCCAUCCUAUGCUACAUCCCCCAUACUACUCUACAUAGUGCCAGGGAGGUCUCCUUAGUACGCCUGUAAAGUGGCACAUUUGUACCCUGUAUAGAACCUGCUGUAGCAAAGCAUUUAUAAAAAAAAAUUUAAAUAAUUUCCCUGCAAGCUUUCUUAAGUAAACAACAGCCAGUUUGUAUGACGAGGCCACAAUAUAGUGCACUGGCAACAGGAUUAGAGAUUUUUGGAUAAGUUCUGGUCUCUUACUCUCCAUCCUCUAAACUACCCUCCAUCCUCCACACUACUCUCCAUCCUUCAUACUACUCGCCAUCCUCUCCCUGUACUCUCUUUUUCCUGCACUCUAGCUGCCCUUUCUCCUCUCCCUGUGCUCUCUAUUCUCUCCUCUCCCUUCAUUGCAUUUUCUCUUUUUCCAGCACUCCCUCCUCUCCUUGGAUGUAAUAAAGUGUUUUGGCUCUAUCCAACAUAUACAGCAUUACCGGCGCCCAGUGCCUCUCUGCUUGCUGCAUCUCUCUGCAAUCGCUUUCUCCAUGUUGCUGACAUUAUCUCAUUGUGCCGAGUCUGUCCAGCCGCUUUACCUUUCACUGCCUACUUGCUGCUAUUUUUAUUACCAUUAUUUAUCUAUAGGUUGUUCUGAUUACAUUUUAUGUCUGGUAUAUUGUAUAUGAGGAUCAUGUAUUAUUCCCCGGAGGUUUUCAUGUCAUGAAUCAUUACCCAAAGGGACUUGAUUAUCCAAAUUGAUUAUUGGGCUACGAAUAUUGUUACCUAGUUAUUGGAAGGUGUUAUUCUCUAUAGAUUUACCCCACUGAGGUUUUUUACUCAUCAAUAAAGUUUUGUAUAUUGUUUUAACCUUA